UCCCAUUUCCAUGCUCCUCUGUUCCCCCGCCCUGAGGCGUGCGUGGGCCAGUCAGGCAUUCCGCAACUCGUAGGCAGCCAUCGACAUGCCCAGAAACGUCCAACUCGAACACCUCGUUCUCGCCCCGUUCCGCGAGACUGCCGGGAAGGCCAGGACAGCGCUCGACAAUGCCGAGUCUGCUGAGGAGCACGAUGGAGAUGUGGCCCGCGCAAUGCAGCGCGCCGCGCGGGGCUUGCUAAGCAAAGCCGAGCGUGCAUUGAAAAAGAUUGAGCCGCUUUGCGAGAGGUUCACAGGCGAGUAUGGACCGGCCUUUGUGGAUGCUGUCAAGGACAAUGGAGAUAUUGCGAAGCACAGAAAACAGCUUAACGACCUGCUAUGGGACUUUGAUGACUAUAUGGAAGUUGAUAGCUAUGACGAGGAGAUGUAUAACGAGCUGGCUGCCCAGCUGAGGGCGGCAGCCCUGAAAAUUGCGGAUGUGUUAGUGACCAUGAAGGUGGAGCGGCCGCCGGCUUCGGCAGCAUUGCCGGCGAUUGAGGAGGAGACAGGGAAGCCUGAGACACCUGAACCCGCUAUGGUCAGAGAGCAGAAUGAUGGGCAUACUGCUGCUGAGACAAGCGUUGGGCCAACUGAGAGGCUGGAAACUACAGCGGAGGCCAACGCACAGUUGAAGGAACUCGUGGCUUCGAAGGUAGAGCAACCCAUCGAAACGAUCCGCCCGGAGGAUAUACCCCGUGAGCCGGGCGCUAAUCCGUGGGAGACUACUGAACCUGCACCGGACCUCGAGACGGCGGAGGAAUCAGAACGUCGACCGCCCAUUCAGAAAAGGGGCGACCUUGACCUAGUAUCGCCCCUGACAACGGAUAAUAACGCUUUCGGGCUGAUGUUCUCUCUCCGAGACAGAUCGGACAGCCAAGCACCCCCCCAGAGCCCUUCAAUCCGCAGUCGCUCCUCGUUCCACUCUACCACCGAGCAGACCGUGACACGCCACAGCCAGGGCUCUUUCGGAUCGCCCAUCGCUUCAAGGCCUGCUUCUGGGCAGCCCUUUGCACAGGGAUCUGCCGGGUCUCCAGCAGCUUCAAGGUUGAGCCUCACGCCGGUGACUUCUCACUCAUCAAAUUGCCGACCAGGGUCGCUGUCUAGCCAGCAGCCGGGUCUCGAGGUUGUCCACUCCCCGAAGGGUGAUGAUGGUCCAAUUCCGAUCAUGCCAGAGUCGACGGAGCCAGACUCUGCCAGUGAAGCACCCCAAGGACUCAACUGCAAUAUUGACCGUUACAGUUCAUUUGCGCACUUUGGGAAAUUCUGUCAAGGUGCCAGAGAGGCCCUCCGCACUGGUGAAUUCGGCGUUAGGAAGAACAACAAAAAGGGGACGGCGGUCGCCAAAUGCAACUACUGCUACUAUGAAGUAGACGCGCGACUUCUCGAUGCCGACGACAACCGCCUUGAAUCUAACUACCCCUCCUCUUCAAUCUCCAUCCGAGCCCGCUUCCUCGCCAAAUCCCAUCUACCCUCCCGGCAACCCUCCGACCGGAUCUACGGCUGCCACUUCUGCAUUUUUGCUGGAAAAACACCCCGACCGAGUGACGCGACCGUGUUCUUCUCGCAGACGGAGCUCUGCGCGCACAUGGCGCGGCACCCACGGCCGCUGCCGCAGAUCCCCGCCCUCAAAGUAGUCGUCGGCACGGACGGCGUCCCAGAAGACAACAACAACAAUAAUAACAGGCAUCAUGACUAUGAUGUCCGCUUCACCCGCCCGCAUCCGAUCCCCUCGGCCGUUCCCGACGAGUACCUGACGCCGUCAGCCAACCUGCCCAGUGCGGUUGCCGCCGAAUCGUUCAGGAUGACGGUCUACGGGCUGCGGACCCCGCCCGACCGGGCCGAGGUGCUGCAGUUCGUCGUCGGCCAGAAAAUCGUCGGCAUCGAGUUCCCCCCGCAAUACGAAGGCCAGUGGGCGGCCGGCUGGGCCGACGAUGAGAGGGGUGUUUUCCCGCUCGAGUACGUCCGGCUUGUGCCGCCAGCGACUCACAGGGAAGGAGAUGGCGGGAUGAGGGUCAGUUGGAGCAGUGGAAGUGGCAGUGGGAGCGGUGGUGGUACAGGUGGCGGGGGGGACAUGUCCGCUGUGACGAGGUGGAAGUUUAAUCCGUCCACCAUGGAGAAGGGGAAAGGUGGUGGGGGCGACGGGGAGAAGUGGUUGAAAUUUGGGAAAGGGGAGGUCAUUACGGGGAUUAGCUUCCCGUACGAGGAACACUGGUGCUGGUCCGGCAGGAAUGCAAAGGGGAAACGCGGCAUCUUUCCCCGGGCGUUUAUCCGGCCCAAGUCUCUUCGUGGGCCGUCGGAAGAGGGCUCGACGAUCGAUGAACCCGGGGGAAAAAGCAGCAGUGUCUGGUCGUGGAGGCCGAAGAAGGGGCGCGGCACACCCACGAGCCCCGUGGAGGAGCUGACCCUUGGCAGGAGGCCGUCACGGGCGAGUUAUUAUUGAUCGGGGUGUCGGAAUUCGUUGGACCAAUUUGAUGGGCAGAUUUGUGCUCUAACGUACGGAUAGGAUUUCCGUGUAUCACUGGGCAUCGUCAGUUGAUUAAGAU
Molecule: messenger RNA, 2579 nt
Organism: Canariomyces notabilis
Lineage: Eukaryota; Fungi; Ascomycota; Sordariomycetes; Sordariales; Chaetomiaceae
Exons: 5
Coding region: 86-2476 (796 amino acids)
Molecular function (GO): protein binding
Source: RefSeq, a predicted model, not a curated record